Messenger RNA from Pediculus humanus corporis (human body louse), 3084 nucleotides. Its product is annotated as sterol regulatory element-binding protein, putative. The coding region runs from base 1 to 3084 and encodes 1027 amino acids. Gene Ontology annotation, biological process: regulation of transcription by RNA polymerase II. The record is from RefSeq and is a predicted model, not a curated record. Gene Ontology annotation, cellular component: nucleus. The transcript is spliced from 18 exons. Gene Ontology annotation, molecular function: RNA polymerase II cis-regulatory region sequence-specific DNA binding; DNA-binding transcription factor activity, RNA polymerase II-specific; protein dimerization activity. NCBI's taxonomy places the organism in Eukaryota, Metazoa, Arthropoda, Insecta, Psocodea, Pediculidae.
AUGGAUCCUUAUUGGAAUAGUGCGAAAGACGAAAUGAAUGAUUUUGAUGAUUUAAAUGAUCCCCUUGAAUCUAAUUCUUCAGCUGGUAACGAAUUAUCAGGGUUAAAUGAGUGGAUUCAAAAUGAAAUUCUAUCAAAAACAGAUCUUGAUUUGUUAUCAGACGAAAUAUUGCUUAGUCAAUUUUCUAAUGGCCCCAUUAAAAUGGAAGAUGAUCCUUCGUUUGAUUGUUUACCUAAAACAAACAAUCAUAACAUUAAAAAUGAUACAGUACAGCUUGACACAUCAAUACAACUCAAUAAAAAUGCAAAUUGUCAAACUUUACCAAAUAACAAUUCAUAUUAUAUAACUUUAAGUUCUCCAAAUGUUAAUUCAGUUCCUAAACAAACAUCUCAAUCUAAAACAGUGUUCUUUAAGCCCAUUCAACAAAAACCGAUUCAAAAUCAGCAGCCUAUUGUCAACAAUAUUAAUACAGUAAAUUGCCCAACUUCUAUUACUGGACAGACUCAAGUUGCUUUUCAAGCACAGCCAACAUUUUUAUUGGCUUCCCAAAUUAAGCAUCCAGCUAAUCAAGGAAAUUUAAAACUAGCUGUACCUGCUGGGCCUCAGAGAGGAAAUCAAUUAGUAAGAGUACCUAUCACUAAUGAUAAACUACCACAGGUAUUAGUUCAAACACAAUUCGUAAAUUCUGAAAGUCCCAUUUUGCAAAAUGUGUUGCCUAAAAGUUGUCAAGUACCUCCAUCUAUAAAUUCUGCAAAUCAGAAUGUGUCCAAUACAACAAGGCUUCAUACACUGGUUAAUUCAACAAACGGAACUAUCAUAACUGGUAAAAUUCUUCAAAAAGUCGAAAAACUUAUUCUUAUAUACUUUAAGGCUUACUUUAAUAUAUUCCUUGCUCAUAAUGCUAUUGAAAGAAGAUAUCGAACAAGUAUCAAUGAAAAAAUUAUCGAAUUGAAAAACAUAAUUGUUGGAAAGGAAGCAAAGAUAAACAAAUCUUUGAUUCUUAAAAAAGCUAUUGACUACAUCAAAUUUUUAAAAAAUGCAAAUAAUAAAUUAAAACAAGAAAACUUGGCACUGAAAAUGGCUGCUAGAAAACAAUCACUAAAGGAAUUAUUGGUACCCAACGAAGAAAUGAUAUUAAAUGAUCUUAAUGGUGACAUAACUCCGCCUCAUUCAAACGUGGGUUCUUUGAGUCCUAGCAGCGAAAGAUCUACGCCAUCAUCACCAUACGAUUUUCAAUUUGCAAUGAAUAGAGACGGAGAUGAAAUUAUGAAUGGAGGAGGUUUGACGGAUCACACUCGUUUAACUCUUUGCAUGUUUAUGUUUGUUAUUCUAUCGUUUAAUCCGUUCGGUAUAUUAUUCAAUAAGUUAUCACUGAAUGAAAUGGAAACAAAAGCUUUUGAUACAGGACGUACUAUUUUAAAUUCAGGAGAUAGCAUCAGUUCUACGUUGCCCGGCUUUAGCUCGACCUUAUUAUGGGUUAUAAAUACACUUAUUCUCGGUCUUUGUUUAGUCAAAAUUUUCGUUUAUGGAGAUCCAAUAAUUUGUUCUAAAUCAAAGUCGUUUACCUCUUUUUGGAGGUAUAAAAAACAAGCGGAUUUUGAUUUGUCUCGCGGAAAAAACACAGAUGCAAGUUUGGAAUUAAAAAGAUGUCUUCAAACGUUUGGACGUCCGCUACCUAUUUCACGUUUCGAAUGGAUCACGGCUACCUCCUGGCAAAUUAUCCGGCAAUUUUUUCAUCGUUUAUGGAUUGGCCGUUGGCUUGCUAGACGUUCCGGUGGAAUUUUCGCAGACUCAAUUAAAAAACGCGAAGCUUUAACAUCGGCGAAAGAAUUGGCUAUUAUUUAUCAUCGUCUGCAUCAAAUUCAUCUUAUACAAGCCGAAGAUAAUUGGGGAGGAUUAAUGUUGGCUUUGAGUGCUUUAAAUCUUGCUGAAAUGGCUAAUUCUGUUAUUGAACCUGAAAUAAUGGCUGAUAUCUACAUAGGUGUAUCGUUAAGAAUCAAAGAAUCAUGCACGAAUAUGUUUCAAAUUUUUACAAGGUAUUACCUUAAUUUAGCUCGUCAAAUUUGUUUAAAAAAUUGUCCUAAAACCCCGAGUCGUUUUCAAUGGAUUUUCACUAAUCAGGGUUAUAAAUUUUUUUUGACAAAUAAAUGGUCUUUUAAAAAUACGGAUUCGACUUUAUUUAGUUGUCUCGGAAAUACUAUCGACCCUCUUGCAUUUGUAACCCGGGCUUACAGAGAAUCCCUUUUAGAAAAAGCUUUGCAAACUCUAAUAGCUCCUGGAAGAAAAUUCGACAACGAUAUAAAUUACGAAGAUGAAAUUGCUCACUGGUGGGCUUCAGCUGUUGGAGUUGCAACUUAUUGGUUACUCGGAGAAGAAGAAGAAGCAAAUAAACUUUACACUAAACUAGAGAAUAUUCCUGCCUUUUUAGCUAAUAAUCAAGACACUUUACCAAAAGCUUUAUUGGCAGCUUUCAGAAUAAAAUUAAACGAAUUACUCAAGUCAGAUAAUGAAUCGGAUAAAAUUCAACUUAUUAAAUAUUGUAAAAUAGCCGGACAAUUAUUGGAUGACAGUUUGACAUUUAAUUCUUGUAAGACAACCUCGUCAAAAAUGUUGAUUGUGCAGUUAUUGAUAUGCGAUUGUCUAUUAGAGACGAGAACAAGGCUUUGGGAAAUCGAAUCUUUGGAUUCUGAACAAAGUUUUAGAGUUCCAAAUGCAUUUUUGAGUGGUUUUCUAAGAGACGUGUCCAAUUUGAGGAGAUUAACUCAAUAUUUACCGAACGCUUUGCCCAGAGUAUUUUUAUACGAAGCCACUGCUCGAUUAAUGGCUGGUGCCGCACCGGCAAAAACGCAACAAUUGUUAGAUCGCAGUUUAAGACAUAGAGCAAACAAACAAUCUGUCCUUUGCGGAAAAGAUAAAGUUUCCCAAGAUGGCAUCGGCGAAAGAGAACAUGCUACUGCUUUGUAUAUGGCUUGUAGGCAUUUACCGACUCCUCUUUUGUCAUCACCUGGAGAAAGAGCUGGAAUGUUAGCCGAAGCCGUUAAAACUCUCGAAAGAAUAGGCGAUAAAAAAAGAAAUUAUUGGUGA